This is a messenger RNA of Parastagonospora nodorum SN15, 1007 nucleotides long. RefSeq lists its product as hypothetical. The record is from RefSeq and is a predicted model, not a curated record. Gene Ontology annotation, molecular function: SNARE binding; SNAP receptor activity. Gene Ontology annotation, cellular component: SNARE complex; endomembrane system. Gene Ontology annotation, biological process: intracellular protein transport; vesicle fusion. The transcript has 2 exons. Bases 246 to 1007 code for a protein of 253 amino acids. Lineage: Eukaryota; Fungi; Ascomycota; Dothideomycetes; Pleosporales; Phaeosphaeriaceae.
GUCCGUAGGGGCCAGCUCGACCACUCGCCCACUCGACCAGCGCCAUUUUGUGCACGCGUUUGAUGUUGAUUGUUGAUUGUUGAUUGUUGCUGUUUGCCGGCCAACGUAGCUCUCCUGACCCGCACUCGUCUGCACCUGCCGCUUUCGUCAUCCCAGCUUCACUCCACACGCGGACAUUCAACGCUCCUCCGCGUCCACCACGUCCACCACGUCCACCACGAGCCCUCCACACCUCACCCGUCGCCAUGGCCACCAACCCGCCGCAGUUGUUCCUGCUGUCCGACCACAUCAAGCUAUCAUUGCUCGAGCGCCAACGCGCCAUCUCGCUGAACCUCCCCUCCACCAGCCAAGAUGCCCAGAUCUCGCGGUCCCUCGAGCAAUUGCGCUCAGGCAUCGAGUCGCUGGAAUCACAAGUCGCAGACACAUCCGACGAAUCCAUAUCCUCGCAACUCCCGCGCCUAAGAUCCCAACUCACCGACCUAACCUCGCAAUUCUCCCGCACCGCCGCCCCGACAUCAUCCACAAUCACACACCCCAACGACCCCUCCCUCCAGCGCGACUUCACCGCCGCGCAGUCCGCGCCCCCGAAAUCCAAAUCCGUGCGCUUCACCGACACAGCCGACGCCCCGGAUCCCAACCGCGCACAGCUAUUCCCUUACCGCGACGACCCGGACCCGGACGCUGCGCCCGACCACUCCGGCCUCGACAACCAGCAGAUCCACACGUACCACAGCCAGGUGCUGCGCGAGCAGGACGAGCAGUUGGACGUACUGGGCGCGAGCAUUGGGCGGCAGCGCCAGCUGAGCGAGCAGAUUGGCGAGGAGCUAGAGGGCCAGGUGUUGUUGCUGGAUGAUGUCGAGGAGGGUGUGGAUAGGCAUCAGGCGCAGUUUGUGAGGGCGAGGGGCAGGCUGGAUCGGUUUAGUCGCAAGGCGAGGGAUAACUGGAGUUUGACUGUGAUCGUCGUGUUGAUUAUCAUUCUGCUGCUGUUGAUUGUUAUUACAAAGUAA